Messenger RNA from Engraulis encrasicolus (European anchovy), 1849 nucleotides. Its product is annotated as src-like-adapter. Gene Ontology annotation, biological process: regulation of MAPK cascade; signal transduction. The coding region runs from base 238 to 1128 and encodes 296 amino acids. The transcript is spliced from 7 exons. The record is from RefSeq and is a predicted model, not a curated record. Gene Ontology annotation, cellular component: COP9 signalosome; nucleoplasm; plasma membrane. NCBI's taxonomy places the organism in Eukaryota, Metazoa, Chordata, Actinopteri, Clupeiformes, Engraulidae. Gene Ontology annotation, molecular function: phosphotyrosine residue binding; epidermal growth factor receptor binding.
UUGCUGCCUGCGUGCAUCAUCAGCACAGCUCUACUGAAGGGGAAGUGUGGCGGAAGACUGCAGCUGAGAUAGUAAGGCAGAAACAAGAAGAUGAUUAAGGACACACAGAAUGAAGACACAAGUUAAGCCAUGAGCAGCUCCAGCUGUGGCCAGAGUGGAUGUACUGCAUGUAGCUGCUAGGUACCAGGACCUGUGACCUGUUUGACUAGAGGCCAAGCUUGCAAUACCAGGCCAGUCAUGGGCAACACUGCUGCCAGUCCACGACUAUUAACAGCAAGGAGAUCACUGAGGAGGACUACUAGCACACCACCAGACAGCGGCACAGGAGGUUCAGAUUUGGAUCCAGUAUCUCUGAUCACUCUGCAUGACUACCCUUCUGCAGACAUCUGUGAGCCCAUCUUCAGAGCUGGAGAGCGCUUGCGACUCAUUUCUGAUGAGGGCUACAGAUGGAAGGUGUAUUCACUGCUGACUAAGGAGGAAAACUACAUUCCUCGCUGCCACGUGGCAAAGGUCUACCAUGGAUGGCUGUUUGAGGGAGUGAAUCGAGUGGAGGCGGAACAUCUCCUCUGUCUCCCCGGUAACAGAGUGGGUUCCUUCCUCAUCAGGGAAAGUGGCAAAGGCCUGUACAGUCUCUCCAUCAAGCACAGGACUGUGAAGCACUACCGCAUUAACCGCCUGCCCAACAACUGGUACUACAUCUCCCCACGCCUCACCUUCCAAUGCCUGGAGGACCUAGUGAACCACUACUGCGAUGCAGCAGAUGGGCUGUGCUGCGUCCUCACUGGUCCCUGCCUGAGCGCGACUAACUCUGCUCACUCUGAUUGGACGCAGCUGGAUGCUUUACCUGACGCCAGUGCACAAGGUUUCGACUGGAGAUGUGUCAACAGGUCGGCACUACUUCCAGAGGAGGCUCGGCCAGAUGGUAGUCACGGCGACUCGGGGGUCAGCUACGGGGUGCAGAACAGCGUCAGUUCCUAUCUGUCCCUGGCGGGGGCGCCGGAGAAGAAGCAGCACAGCUGGAAGCGGCGCAGGGGACGCUCGGUGUACGUGCUCCAGCAGACGCACAGGGAAACACUGAGGAACAGGCUGGUGGAGGAGGAGGAGAGCUACGAAGAGCUGCCUCACUGAGGACUGCAGAGGGGUGUGUGGGAGUGUGUGUGUGUGUGUGUGUGCGCGCGUGCACGUUCAUGUGUGUGUGUGUGUGUGUGUGUGUGUGUGUGUGUGUGUGUGUGUGUGUGUGUGUGUGUGUGUGUGUGUGUGUGCAGGGGCAUAGUAACAAAUUGUGGGCCCUAUGUACAGUCAACUCCAAUGGACCUCCCCAGCCAUCUAUCUACUGUACAUAAAUCGGACUGCGUGUGGGCCCUCUGGGGCCCUGGUGACUCAGUCAUACUUUAUUCCCCUGUACGACACCCCUGUGUGUGUGUGUGUGUGUGUGUGUGUGUGUGUGUGUGUGUGUGUGUGUGUGUGUGUGUGUGUGUGUGUGUGUGUGUGGGUGUGUGUGUGUGUGUGUGUGCGCGCGUGUCAAUGAAAGAGGGCAAUGGGAGAUCUUUGGAGGCGUGGGACUCUUGCGAAGAUUAAAUGAGAAACCUGAGAUUAUCCUGAUCCUUGAGACAUUUGAUGGAAAUUGUACAUAAACUAACUGAAAGCACAUUGCAGCACAUGAAAAUACUGAUGAAUGAAUGACAUUUACGAAAAAAAACAAUUACUAUUUGCACCACCGCAAAUCUAUACAUCUUGUAUAUAUGUCUGGUCUGGCUUGCACAGUGUCUAUAAAUACAAAAUUGAUGUUUGCUUCUGGAUUUGUGUGUGUCAGUGUGUUUGAGUGUGAGUGUGCGUGUGUGUGUGUUUC